This is a messenger RNA of Hypoxylon trugodes, 3598 nucleotides long. Its product is annotated as sulfate transporter family protein. The transcript has 6 exons. Bases 273 to 3515 code for a protein of 1080 amino acids. Lineage: Eukaryota; Fungi; Ascomycota; Sordariomycetes; Xylariales; Hypoxylaceae. Gene Ontology annotation, cellular component: membrane. The record is from RefSeq and is a predicted model, not a curated record.
UUUUUUUUUUUUCUUCCACUAUCUAUUCGAUUUACGCUAUUUCAAUUCCAGUUAAUAUUUAUAUAUAUUAUCUAUGGCUGUUUACAUAUGCAAUACCUCAUUACCAUAUAGUUCAUAUUCCUUGCUGUAUAUGACAAUCGCGCUCCAACUCGCGCAGUUCAUCGACUAAGAUACUAACAUACACCUUGCUGGCUAUUUCCCGCACUGUGAUCAGUCCUCAAUGUAUAUAUCUAACAUUCUUAGCGAGCUAACAAACGCUCACCCAUAAGAAUAUGGCGGCUUCGUCGUUCGGGUUUACCUCUUGGAGGAGGAGGUCCUCUUCUGUUACUUCUGAACCAGAUCUAGUAGAUAUUCCUGAGCCAAUAACCAACCCAAAUCAUUCUCAACGAUUAACUCCAGGAGAAUCACGACCGCUCUCGUCGUCGCUAAAUUCCACUAGCUAUAGGGAGCCCACUAGGUCAUUCGUGCCUGGUUCUGUGAGGGAUCAUCUAUCUCCUGUGGACAGUGCCAGUUUUGCUCGAAGUGUCCGCGAAGACACGGCCGAACUCGCUUCAUAUGUUUUAUCAGACAAGAAGGAUAAGCGCAGCACGUCAUUCCUCAAUCGAAUAUCGUCUACAUCGUCCCACCCUAGUCGCGACCAGUCAGUCUCCCAGCAUGAGUCUCCAUACAUCGAAGACUUGCAGGCGUCAAGCACGGACACUAUAGAUGAGGUUUCCGAGCCCUCUUCGUCAGGAUCUAGGACAGAGGACAUACACGACUCAGGACCUUCGGCGCUCACAAGCAUGCUCAGACGUUCUCCGCCUCAAUCUUUAGUCGAGCAGGAUAUUGGGAAUAAUGGAACUUUGAGUAGCGGACAACGGCGACCGUCGACGGGAAUAUCACAAUCGCAACCCGACAAUGAUGUAUCGGAAACCACCCCCUUACUCAGGGCAUUGUCGCGUCGACCCGAUUCUCCAGGUAGCGUUACGGAGAUUGAUGACAUCGAAAGUCAGAAACCGAAGGGAGGACCCUGGAGGCCGUCGUCAGAUGUGCUUAGAGGGAGCAUUCGAAGCAAGAUCCGCGGCAUUAAGAGUAUAGCCAACCCUAAAACUUGGGAUAAGAAGGUCGUUUGGCAGAGGACUGUACUGGAUCCAGUACAUUGCUUACCAGCUGUAAUUGUCGGGCUUUUGCUUAACAUUCUAGAUGCUCUAUCCUAUGGAAUGAUCUUAUUUCCAUUGGGCAACCCAAUCUUCUCGAAUCUAGGACCGGCUGGAAUAUCUAUAUUUUAUGUUAGCACUAUUAUCUCGCAAUUGACUUUCUCUUGUGGAAGUCUAUUCCGAGGUGGUGUUGGAUCGGAAUUGAUUGAAGUUGUUCCCUUCUUUCAUAAUAUGGCGUCUACUAUUACAACGAUAGUAGGAGAAGAUCAACCCGAUGCCGUUAUUGCUACGACUAUAACAUCAUUCGCCAUCAGUUCCAUGUUGACCGGUCUUGUCUUUUACCUCAUGGGAAAAUUCAAGCUAGGCUACAUCGUUGGCUUCAUCCCCCGCCACAUCUUAAUUGGUUGUAUAGGCGGCGUUGGUUGGUUCCUUAUCGCAACGGGCUUCGAGGUUUCCGCACGACUAGAGGAAUUCCACUACGACCUUGACACUGGCCGGAGGCUGGUGCAAUCGGAUACUCUACCCCUUUGGCUAAUACCUCUCGCUCUGGCCGUCAUCCUCUUCGGCCUCCAGCGAAAGAUCACAUCAAAAUAUUUCUUGCCUAUUUAUAUUCUAUGCGUGCCAAUAUUCUUUUACUUUUUCGUAUUUACUAUAGACAGCUUGGAGCCGGAGAAUCUUAGAAAAGCUGGAUGGAUUUUUGAGGCGCCCGAAGCCGGACAGCCGUGGUGGUAUUUCUGGACACUUUACAAAUUCAAUUUAGUUCACUGGGGAGCAAUUCUAGAAACUGUCGGAGCCAUGUUUGCACUGACAUUCUUCAGCGUACUUCAUGUUCCUAUCAACGUCCCUGCCCUGGCACAGAUUUCUGGAGAAGAUCAUCUCGAUUUAGACCAUGAAUUGAAGUUACAUGGCUAUUCGAAUUUCCUUUCCGGGCUCGCAGGAAGCAUACAGAAUUACCUCGUUUUCGCAAAUACUUUAUUUUUCAUGAGAUCAGGCGGUGACAGCCGUUUAGCGGGUAUAAUGUUGGCAGCGUUGACAUUCGGCGUCAUGACAAUUGGACCGGUGAUCAUUGGCUAUAUCCCAGUAAUGGUCGUUGGUACUUUGAUCUUUGUCCUUGGGUUUGAAUUGCUUUUAGAUGCACUUGUGUCUCCAAGGCGAAAGCUUAAGCUAUUAGAAUAUUUGACAAUUGUGGUAAUAGUUCUUACCAUGGGGAUUUAUGAUUUUGUCGUUGGUAUUUUUGUUGGCAUAAUUCUCGCAUUUGUCUCUGCGAUUUUCCAUGCAUCGCAGGUUUCAGCUAUUCGAGCGACUUAUACCGGAGACCAAGUCGGCUCUAUGGUCAGACGGAACCCAUCUCAACACCAUUACUUACAAGAAGUUGGAAGCCAAACAUAUGUGAUCAAGUUGUCCGGAUUUUUGUUUUUCGGCACUAUUGUCGGCGUCGAGGAGAAAAUCCGUAGCUUGAUAUCCGAUGAUGUAUUCAACGAACAUCCGAUUAAAUAUCUGAUCCUCGAUCUAUGGCACGUUACGGGUAUCGAUUAUUCUGCGGCCGAGGGGUUCAAAACCAUCAACCGGCUCUUGUGUGGGAAGAGUGUACAUCUCCUUAUAAGCGGUAAAGACGCGGAGAGCAGGAUUGGUCGGGAUCUAAGAGCCGUUGGGCUGGGAACCGAUGGGCCCGAGGUCAUGUUUAUGCCUGACUUGAAUUCGGCACUCGAAAGCUGCGAGAAUGAACAGUUGAAAACAUUUUAUGCUCGCCAAGAAGCUUUAAGAAUAUCUCGACCGGCUCCGUCGAGUAAUUUGGACGUACCUAAUAAGGGCCAAUUUAGCCAAUCAUUGGACAUGCUGUCACAAUCUCCGAGGAAGAAUCAUCUCGACCAAGCAGCGAGGAAUGUGCUAAAUCAACAAGAGAUGAGGCGGUCGACGAGGUGGCAAAAUAUCAGUGAGCCAUUACGGCUUAUGCUUCAGGUCUUUUAUGAUGUGAGCGACAAAAACGAGGACUUUUGGUUCCGAGCAAAGCCAUAUUUCAUUCGCAAGGAUUUCACAGCAGGCACAGUGCUGUAUGAACGUGGCGAAUCAGCCAAUGGCUUCUACCUCCUAGAAAGAGGGGAACUCCGUGGUGACUAUGAAACGCCACAAGGUCGGUUAUCCGAGCCUAUCGUGCAGGGCACAACAUGUGGCGAGCUUCCGUUCUUCUCGGAGACGAAUCGGACUGCUACAGUGGUAGCGGUUAAAGACUGUGUUGUUUGGGUUAUGGACACGGACAAUUGGGAGAGGUUGCAAAAUGAAGAGAAUGAAGUUGCGCAGGAAUUGCUUAGAGUCUCACUUAAGCUCACGAGCGAACGUAUGGAUGCUAUGACCAAGUAUAUAUCGGCGGUUGGGAAUUAGUCUGAAAUAUUAUGGAAUAGAAAAAAGGAAUUCAUACUAAAAUUGCUGUCGGAUUUCGUUGGCUUUUUGGAGUUUACUCGCCU